Messenger RNA from Coffea arabica (coffee), 2693 nucleotides. RefSeq names its product phosphatidylinositol/phosphatidylcholine transfer protein SFH10. The record is from RefSeq and is a predicted model, not a curated record. Lineage: Eukaryota; Viridiplantae; Streptophyta; Magnoliopsida; Gentianales; Rubiaceae.
UCGGCAUAUUCCAAAAUAUUCUAUUCACUAUUCAGACGCAGAGAUUUUGAACAACAAUAAGCCAAAAGUCAACAGAAACGGUGAAGAACACUAACGCCCGUCAACCGUCCGUUCAAUUGCUCAAAGUAGAGUCACCUCCUGCUCUGCUGUGCUGGUCCACAAUCCAUAAGCUUCAUCACUGCAUCUGUACUUUUAUAAUUGAUGAUUGAGGCAAAAAUUGACGGCAACGUCAACUGACGGACAACCGCCAGACAGCAGACCAUCUCACAUGCCUUUUCGUCGUCCUCCUCCUCCUCCUCCUCCUGAUUCCUUCUUCUUUUAAGUAUUACUUUUACUGCUACUUACCAGAAGAGUUAAUAAUUACAGCUCUAUUUUCUCACUCUAGAUGCUUCACAAUUUUCUACCAAGCUGUAAAAUUCCUCCAGGUCCAGUUGUUUAGGAUAGAUGGGUUGAUUCUUUAGCCAGAUUAUAUGCCCUUGAAUUGACUCAAUGGGGGACUUGACUUCGGGUUCUAGCUCAUUCAGGACUGUAGCAACAGAUUCUACUAGUGGCAUGAAGAAGUCAACAGGGCGUUUGAUUGCUUCUAGCCAUAAAUCUUGUUCACAUCAAUCUCUGCAGAGAAUUCCCUUCCGAAACCAGUUGCUAAGCAACGAGAAUUUGGGGCGGGUAGCUGGUAACCCAGUUGCGUCAUUUUUACUUAAAGCUGCUGCAUUAGAGGUUGUGCGGAGGUUUUCAAAGGCCAGGUGUCCGUUUGUCUGGUCCACUUUGCAGGCUCUGCAAGUUGUUUGUUAUCCACCAUUUAAGUGGAUAGAGAGGUGGAACCCAUUUAGAGCUUUGGUUAAAGGGAUGCAGAUGCUGUCGCGGCCUUUACUGGUAAUAUCCCUUGCAACAGCCUUGUCUGAUGGUUCAGGAUGCAAAGAUGAUACCUUGGAUAAUGAAGAUCCUCCUCGCACCAGUGAAUCUACCUCAUUAGAUUCCCCUUCAGAUAUAUCCUCUGUGCAGUCUGCUCCCAGUAUGAGUAUUGGUGGUGAUGGGUCUGAAAAUCUAUCUUCUAAAACUUGGUUGCUUCUGCUCUAUAAAGAACUUCAACUUCAGGGGAUAACUUUACCUGAAAGAAUUGAUGAGGAGGAGCUUCAUAGAUUCUAUGAGACCGCGAAUGGAAAUUUUCCACGCUUUCUAUCAUUAGUGAAGAAAACAAUCUCUUGGAGGAAGAACUACCGAAUUCUGUCAGAACAAGAACUUAAAAUGUGGUCAAGUAUGGUCUUCUGGCAUGGAGUUGAUAAAAAACAUCAACUUUGCCUUAUUGUCCGCCUUGGAUUGGCUUGCAUAAGCGUGCCAUUAUCUGACAGACCUCGAUUUUCUCAGGCAGUUGGUAUGCUUUUCAACUUCUAUGAUUUUGUGGAAUAUGGAGUUCUCCAUCUAAUGGACAAUGAACAUUCUCGAAUUACUGUCUUGGUGGACUGUGAAGGCUUGUCACCUCUCAAGUUUCCCAUGCAAAUGUCAUUAACCUGUUGCAAUAUUCUGCAAGAGCACUUCCCAAAACGUCUAGGCUGCAUAUAUGUCGUACGACUUCCCCUAGUUGCUCGAGUCAUUGCACAAACUUUUAUCCAGUUUCUCAAACCUGGAACCAGACAAAAGCUGAAAAUUCUUGGAGAGAUGUACCAAGAGGCUCUUUCCAAUUGCAUCGAGACACUCCCGUCAUGUCUUGGUGGGUUAUGCACAUGCUUGACAUGUUCCAGGCUUGACAUCUGCAAUCGGCAGCAGCCCUGUAUUACUGAAUCCAAUUGGGGUGAAUCAUUUGCAAAUAUAACAAGUGAGGAAGUUCUGCCGGCACUUGAUCCAACUUAUGACACUGAUAUUCUCUUAAGCGCCAGUGGUGAACAAUUAUUGAGAAAAGCUGUAGUUGGAAUUCUCAUAUUCUGGGUGUUGAUUGCUUUCUUUGCCGGAGUAUAUGCAUCUUGAAAGCAGACCAGUUUUAAACUUGAGGUGACUGAUCGUGCAAAUUUCCUUGCUCCUUGAAUUGGCAAAUGCCUUCUAGACUGCCCUUAUUGACCUUGUCAUGGAAGUCCAAAUUCACAAAUCUGGGGUCCAUUCAGCAGCCAAUGAGGAUGUUAUAAGCCUGGAUGGCAUAAUGUUGUUUACAUCGUCAAUUCUGACAGAAAGUUCAGUCCUAGGAACUUAUCAAGUUUUAUUCGCAUAUUCUUUGCAGCGAUUGGGUCUGCUCAAUUUGUUCUAAUCGGCAUCCGAAUUGUGAUGAUGACUGGGUUCAAAUUCGUCUGUUUCUUAGAGAAAAUCCAUGUGGAUUACAGGCUUUGAGCUAUGGAUAAUCUGAAAAUCCAGCAGCGAUAACUAUUGAUGACAUGGAUAGAAAAGUACUUCAUUGUUAGUCAACCUCCGUGCAUGUACGGACAAAACAUCCAUCCGCAUCCAAGAGAAGAGAUUGAAGCAAAUCAUCUUUUUGCCUCUUUAAAGGUGGGUUCCAGCUUCCCCCUUUCACAACUGGCAAUAGUGAAUAGCGAAAUGAAAGUUUCUGCAACUCUCAAAAUCACUACUUUCGCGACUUUGCUAUUUUCCCAGCAUUCGUCACUUUGCGAACACCUCAAGCUCCCUCGUCAUGGUUUUGGCAGAUGUUCUAAUAUUUUGUUUAUUUAUUUAUUCAUUAGUAAAAUCACAUAUUGAAAGUUAAAAACUCA